Molecule: messenger RNA, 2788 nt
Organism: Orussus abietinus
Lineage: Eukaryota; Metazoa; Arthropoda; Insecta; Hymenoptera; Orussidae
Product: CAAX prenyl protease 1 homolog
Exons: 6
Coding region: 109-1440 (443 amino acids)
Biological process (GO): CAAX-box protein processing
Cellular component (GO): endoplasmic reticulum membrane
Molecular function (GO): metalloendopeptidase activity
Source: RefSeq, a predicted model, not a curated record
GAUGUUACUUAAAUUGCUUGAAUUCGUCAACGUGAAGAAGUUCAUGUAUAAAUUUGGUCGUUGAGUGAAAAGUUAAAACUUAUGCCGUUGUAAAGUACAAUUGAAACCAUGGCAACAAUUAUGAAUUUUAUAGAGCAACAUAUUCGAGAAGAAGUUUUAUGUCUGAUAUGGUUAUUAUACUUUUGGGAGCUGUACAUCAGUUUACGACAGAGACAUCUAAUGCAAAAACUAGUUGAUUUACCAGAAUCAUUAGACUCCAUUAUGCCAAAGGAUAUAUAUACGAGCACACGCCUUUAUGCUCUGGAUAAGAAUAGUUUUUCUAUUAUUAAGAACUUGUUUUCUACCGUUUUGACUACGGUUUUGAUCUCGAUGAAUGCUUUCUUCUAUAUUUGGGAGAGGGGCAUUGGCUUAGCAGAAAAAAUUGGAAUUGAUAAAUCAAAUGAGAUGUUUACGAGUACUUUGUGUAUGCUCAUUAUAAAUGCAUUUACAACUUUAGUGUAUUUCCCAUUUGAAGUGUAUCAUACGUUUGUCUUGGAAGAGAAGCAUGGAUUUAACAAACAGACAGCAUUAUUCUUUGUAAAAGAUCAAGCGAAGAUGUUUGUGGUUACACAAGUUAUUACAUUGCCACUCAUUUGUGGAAUUAUAUGGAUAGUUCAACAUGGAGGAGACUAUUUCUUCAUGUAUUUGUGGCUAUUUACAACGGUUAUCUCAUUAUUUAUGCUAGUGAUAUAUCCUGAAGUAAUUGCACCUUUAUUUGAUAAGUACUCUCCAUUACCCGAGGGUGAACUUAGAAAAAAUAUUGAAGCUCUUGCAUUAUCGUUGGAUUUCCCAUUGUAUAAACUGUACGUAGUUGAAGGAUCAGUGAGAUCUUCGCACAGUAAUGCGUAUAUGUAUGGUUUUUACAAACAUAAGAGAAUCGUUCUCUUUGAUACGCUUUUAAAGGAAUAUUACAAGCCCGAUGAAAAGGACAAUUUUAAAGUUAAGGGCUGUGAAACUAAUGAAGUUCUUGCUGUUCUUGCACAUGAGUUGGGACAUUGGAAAUUUAGUCAUACUCUAAAAGGAUUUAUUGCAUCUCAGCUGAUGUUGAUGGUCAACUUUGUAGUAUUUGCGAAACUAUUUCGUUACCGGCCAAUGUACAGUGCUUUCGGUUUUAUGGAUAAGCAACCCAUACUUAUUGGCCUUAUUAUUGUGAUGAUGUACAUCCUUAUGCCUCUUAAUACGUUGAUGGCAUUCUUGCUAACAGUGAAUGCUCGAAAGUAUGAGUUCCAAGCAGAUAAAUUUGCAAAGACAUUGGGUCGGGCUGAAUCCUUGAAGCGAGCUCUAAUAACGUUGCAAAAGGAUAAUCUAGGAUAUCCUUUAUUCGACAAGUUGUAUUCUGGUUGGCAUCAUAGCCAUCCACCACUACUUGAAAGAUUGGAGGCAUUAAAUAAAGAAGAUUGAUUAUUAUUCGGCAAAAUAUUCAUACAAAACGCACAGAAACUGGUGUGUGUGUGUGUGUAAGCUCGCAUAUUAUUUUCAAAUAAUAUUUCUGAAUGCAUUUUAUAUUUGGAUGGUUACGAUUCGGAGUGAAUGAACGAAUAAAAUUGGUGGUCGGACACGACCAAUUAUAAACAUUGUGAGUAAAAUGUCAAUAUUUGACGAAUAUUAACCGCUGAAAAUACCAGCAUUUACAUUCAUAAUGUUUAAAUUUAAUAAUAAUUUGACGACUUUGAUGUUGACUUUGAAAUGCGUUAAUUAAAAUUAAUUUCUUUGUGUUCGUUGAACAGUUCAUUCUAAUCUUAUAAUAGGUACUUAGUCGUUCAGGGAUUUCUCGCACUACACAUGGUAGCUUCAUUUAUUUUUAUUUAUGAAAACGAAUUGUAGAAAAAUUCAUUGGAUUACUCGGCUGCAUUCUCUUAGGAAAUAAUUCUCUCCCAAGAUCUUUUCUCUGGAAAACAAACUUUCGUGGGAGUUUUGCACCUACCUUUUGAGGAUUUGUAGAUGAGAGCCUCUCGGUGUGCUUCAUUGAAGUUCGUAUACGUCAGUUGGUCAAUUUAUGGUUGAUCAAGAAAUGCAGGAGCGUUUCAGACAAGAUCAUGGGUCUCAAAUCAAUGCUACGUCUCUUUACAGUAAUGUACAUACUGCAGAACUAAACAUUGCCCUCUGAAAUCUGGCUUAUCAAUUUAUCGAUUGAUUAAUAUGGUACCAAUGAAUCGGUGCAUAUGUGGAGAAUAUAGCUAAAUGUUAGCCUGCAAUUUUCAGAUACUCUAGAUAUCCCUUUUCGUACUUAAAAUUUGAGGCUUGGACCAUCCGAUAGUAGUGCGAUAUUUUAGUGGCGACGCCGUCAUGGCGUUAUUUACGUUCAAAUAUUCUAUAAAUGAAUACUGAAGAAAUGUUGAUCCGUAGUUCAGUGAAAAUUUGUUCACGGUUGCAUUUUGCAUUUACAUAAUUCUAAAACUAAAGUGCCGAAUACAUAUUUAAGUUCCGUACAGAGUGCUAGUAAACAAAAAUGUUGACAAAGCUGCAUUGAUUUUUACGUCAUCUAUGAGUAUUGUCAGAUUUACUCAACUUCAUAUUUUAUACAAGUGACGAAAAAGUGACUCAACACUUUGUACUUACCUUCAGGGCUGUAAGAAGUUGAAGUAUCGGUAGUUUGUAAGUUUCUUAUUUUGGAUUCAAUGCUAAAGUCUGUAAUGAAAUGGAUGUAAAUGUUACAUAAAUACAUAAUUAUAUUGGUGCUUAGAAAGACCUUUGGUAUGAUUCAAUUAUUUUGUAUUUUAAUAGUUUAAUAAAUGAAAAGACUACUUUA